UAAAUAUUUUAUUUACAAAAACAUUAGCGUCGCAGUAAAUCAGUAAAAAACAUGGGGAAAAGGAAACAUAAGGAAAUUUCGACUAAUUCUGACAGAGUCAGUUCCAAAAAAGAUGAUAAUGAAGUUGUAUUAGAACCAGUAGUUAAUUCUGACGAGCCUCCCAUUAAACAGACAAAAUGGACAAAUAAACAACGUGUACUGAUCUUCUCAUCCCGCGGUAUCUCACACAGAGCAAGGCAUCUAAUGAUUGAUCUGAGAACAAUGAUGCCACACUCCAAAUCAGAAUCAAAAAUGGACAGAAAAGACAAAUUGUUUGUUAUAAAUGAGGUGUGUGAGAUGAAGAACUGCAAUAAAUGUAUUUUCUUUGAGGCGAAGAAGAAAAUGGACUUAUAUAUGUGGGCCUCAAAUUGUCCUAGAGGGCCAUCAGUGAAGUUUCUUGUUGAAAAUGUUCAUACCAUGUCAGAGUUGAAGAUGACCGGAAAUUGUCUGAAGGGAUCUCGACCUUUGUUGUCUUUUGAUAAGGCAUUUGACGAGGAGCCCCAUUGGUCAUUGAUGAAAGAAUUGUUUACCCAGAUUUUUGGCACACCAAACCACCACCCUAAAAGUCAGCCUUUCUUUGAUCAUGUGUUCACAUUCUCCAUAUCAGACAACAGAAUCUGGUUCCGAAAUUAUCAAAUACUUGAGGAAGAUGGGUCUUUAGCAGAGAUAGGACCAAGAUUUGUCCUGAACCCAAUUAGAAUAUUUGAAGGAAGUUUUGGAGGAGCAACUUUGUAUCAGAACCCAAAAUAUGUGUCUCCAAAUUUGCAUCGGCGACUGUUGCGCAGACAGGUGGCACAGAAAUAUGUAAAUAGAGUGCAGUCGAAGAAGUCACUGGAGGAGAGGAAACCAGAAUUUACCUACACAUCUGAUGUAACAGAUGACGUUUUUGUGACUAUACAGCCUGAAGAUUCCAAACAAAAUGGGUGAUGAUACUAAGAAAUUUUGAACCAUUUUACUUUAAAAUGCAAUGUUAUGAAAUAAAGCUUAGAAGAUUA
Molecule: messenger RNA, 1034 nt
Organism: Mercenaria mercenaria
Lineage: Eukaryota; Metazoa; Mollusca; Bivalvia; Venerida; Veneridae
Product: ribosome biogenesis protein BRX1 homolog
Exons: 10
Coding region: 52-966 (304 amino acids)
Biological process (GO): rRNA processing; ribosomal large subunit assembly
Cellular component (GO): nucleolus
Molecular function (GO): rRNA binding
Source: RefSeq, a predicted model, not a curated record